CUAAAAAUCAAUUGAAUACUUCAGAGUAGUCAGUAUCCAAAAUACAAUAAUUGUAAUUUUAAUUUUACGUAUCAUAAUCUAUCAUAAUGAAGAAAAGUGAAAAAGGUAAAUUACUUAAAAAUGCUAGUCAUGUUCCUCGUUUGAGUCGCAUUAGUCGUCGAACUAUAGAAAAGCCCGAAGAUAACCUUUCAUCAAGUUCUAGUUUAUUUGACAGCGACAGGAAUUCCGUUGAGUCCGAUAGGCAUAAAUAUGCUUACUUUCUAUCUUCUGCUACUGAAAAGUUAUAUUCAUUAUCGGAUAUUGAAAGGGAUUCUGAUGAGAGUGACUCCUUGUCGUCUAAUGCUGCGCGCGCUAUGGAGGAAAUGAAUUUAGAACUGCCAGCUGUGCCAGACUUUUUUGAAGUUCUCGGCACAGCUAUAAGUUUAAGCGAUCUAACUAUUGAGACGAGUGAGGAAAUAAAAUUAGACCAGUUGAAGUCAGUCAAACUUUCAGGUGAAACUGCAGGAACAUUUGUGGAUCCUUUAACAGGUCAAAAACUAUCGAGCUCAUCAUCCAUAGAAACCACAGAAGAAGAAGCUGUAGUUGCAACUGUCAAAGAAGAGUCUUCUGAUGGUGGUCCUAUUUUUUUUGAUGUCAAAUUACCAGAUCUACCAAUCGAUAAGAGCGCUUUAAAAAAGAAAAAAUAUGACGAUGAAAUGGAAGACGAACUUGACAUUUUUUUUGAACCAGUCAAAGACCGGGAAACCGUGCAAUUUGAUUUUGAAGCCUUAGAACGUGAGGAAGCCGCAGUUGUACUGGAAAGAAGUAUUAAACAAAUGUUGAUAUCCAUUGUAAAUAAUGUGGUUGCAAAAAGCGAAUAUAUAGAUCGAAGAACAUUAUUAAAUAAUGCAUUAGAUAAAGCUGAAUUAAUGCGGUUACUUGAGGAAAAGCUUAACAUUUUAAAUCAAGAAAGGUCAAUUAAUCGAUUUCUGAAUGUAAAAUGUUAUGUUCAUUUCCAUCAGAAAGGAAUGAAACGUUUCUUAAUUCCGGAUAAAAAAGGUUCAAAGAGAAGGAAAAAAUAUUAUGAGAAAUUAAAAUUUUUGGAUCAGUUAAUGUACCAAAAAAAAACUUUAUCAGAACUAUUGGCCAAUAAAAUAUCUAAAACUCUUGAAGCUUUGCAAGAAUUAGAAGAAAGAGUAACAGAUGCACAAGAAAGUUUUGACGAGUUGGUUCUUCAAACUUUGACAAAAGGCAGAUCGGAAAAUUUUACACGCAUUGUAGAAGAGCAGCUUGCAAUUAUGAGGACGGAUUUGAAAGAACUGUCUGCUCUACGUGUGAAACUUAUACUUAUACAGCACGCUCAUGUCGUUCUUAAAAAUCGAUUAACGAAAGCAAAUGAUAUUGGCGGAGGUAUCACCAUUGAUGACUUGGAGCGUAUAGAAGCUGAAAUUCAAACAAUGGAUAAAAAAUUCGAAGCAAUGGGCACUGAACUGCAAAUCUUACAACACACAUUUAACAAAGUUCAGCAUUCGAGAGCUCACUUAAGUGAAAAGAUAAGAAUACAAGAGAUUUUAGUUGGAGAAAAGGAAGGUGUUUUCGAUAAAAUUAUAGAUCAGCGCGAAGCAUUAAAAGCGGAUGUAAAUGAGUUAACAGAGGAACACAAUAUGAUUUUCAGAGAAAUGCAAGAAGUAAUAGACACAUCGGGUAUUCUCUGCAAACCAUUACUUUUGCAGGACUAUGAUAACGUUACGGAGAAACUAGCCAACGUAAAAGCUAAAAAAGAAGAAUAUAAAAGAGAAUAUACUCAAAUGUUGAAAGAUAUUGAAGAAGCGGAGGCAAAAUGCCAACCACCAGAUGAUCUUUAUGAUAUGUAAUGAAUCAUGAUUAAUGGAUACUUAUAUAUACACUUUUUCGGAAAGAUAAAUGUCACAAAUCACAAAAUAUUUAUUUUUAUAAAACU
This is a messenger RNA of Teleopsis dalmanni, 1939 nucleotides long. RefSeq lists its product as uncharacterized. Lineage: Eukaryota; Metazoa; Arthropoda; Insecta; Diptera; Diopsidae. The record is from RefSeq and is a predicted model, not a curated record.